AUGGAGGAUAUUUAAUUGAUUAUACGAAGAAUAAAACGUUCAAGUGAGCCUCGUUUGAAUCUUUCUGGAAAAUCUAUGAUCAGUAUACCACCUGAAAUCUAUUAAUUGAAAUUAACUCAUCUAGAUCUAAGUCAUAAUAAGAUUACUUCAAUUGAAUCUAAAAUUGCAGGAUUAACGAAUUUAGAAGAGAUUGAUUUAAGCAAUAAUUGUAUUGAAGAAGUGCCAGAAGAAUUAUUGAACAUGUCUAGUUUAUAAAGUUUGAAUUUAAGCAAUAAUCCAUUAUUACCUAAAUUCUAAACAUUGUAAGGUCAUUUUCAUUAACCUUAAUUGAAUUAAAUUCUUUAAAAGGUAUUUCAAAUAAGUCCAGGAUCAAAUCAAUAGCCAAAGUAGGAAAAGUAGCCAAAUAUAAUUGAAAGACCUAAAACAUAAAAUCGAGCCAUGAGAUAAAUAUCUGAAUUACAACAUACUAAUCAUGUGUUAGAGAUAGAUUCAAAUGAAUUUGAAGUGCAUGAAAUCAUAUCAUAAGGAGGCUUUUCAAUUGUACAUAGAGGAUAUUUAAGAGGUACAGAAGUAAGUCUUAAUGUGAAUUAUAGAUUGCCAUAAAAAAAAUAUUCAACCCAAAUAUAACAUAAUAAUUAUUGGAUGAAAUAAAUAAUGAGAUUGAAAUGUUAUCAUUACUUAGACAUCCUAAUAUAGUAUUAUUAAUGGCUUGUUGUACAAAACCACCAAAUUUAGUAAUUGCCACAGAAUAUGUUUAAGGUGGGAGCUUAUAUCAUUUAUUACAUAAAACAAAGUAUUUAGAUUUGAUAUAUAUAGUCAUCAAAUAAAUGAGCAAUUUAAAUAUUCUAUUGCUAUAUAAGUAGCCAGAGUACUUCUAUAUAUGCAUUAAGCAGGAGUAGUACAUAGAGAUAUAAAAUCACAUAAUGUUCUUUUGUAAGGAUAAACAAUUAAAUUAUGUGAUUUUGGUUUGACAAAGAGAAGUGUAAUAAUAUAAUAUAGAUAUGAUUAGUCUGAAUUGAAUUAGGGAUAUUAGUAAUUUAGUGGAACACCUACAUAUAUGGCACCUGAACUAUUUGCAAAGAGGGUUUAAGAUAAUAAAUAUUAAUUUAUAGGCAUAUGAUAAGAGUGUAGAUUUGUUUGCAUAUGGUACUUUGUUGUGGGAGAUAUUUGCAAGAGAGAUUCCUUGGGAUUGUUUGGAAAUGUAAGAAAUUGUUCAGAAAGCAAUGAAAAAUGAAUAAUUGCCACCUAGGAAUGUUCCAAAGAAUAUCUUACAAUUAGUGAAUGAUUUGAGAAGUAAGGAUGAGACAAAGAGACCAUCAAUGGAUAUAGUUAUUAAAUAGUUAAUGAAUAGAUGA
This is a messenger RNA of Paramecium primaurelia, 1355 nucleotides long. The record is from the annotation of a GenBank genome assembly. Lineage: Eukaryota; Ciliophora; Oligohymenophorea; Peniculida; Parameciidae.